Aspergillus terreus NIH2624 is the source of this 933-nucleotide messenger RNA. RefSeq lists its product as uncharacterized. NCBI's taxonomy places the organism in Eukaryota, Fungi, Ascomycota, Eurotiomycetes, Eurotiales, Aspergillaceae. The transcript is spliced from 2 exons. The record is from RefSeq and is a predicted model, not a curated record. The coding region runs from base 1 to 933 and encodes 310 amino acids.
AUGGGCCCAACUUCUACAUCUACCAUCACCGAAACUUAUCCCAGCAGUACUGGGGCGUGCACCAAGCAGGUCUGGCCAGAGGGUCCAGGCGAUUUGCAUACUGGCCCUGUCACCACGGCCUGCGAUGGGAUCCCGCGUGCUCUAGGUCCUCUAGAGUAUCUUACAAGUUACUGGCCGGGCACGGGGCCCUGUAGCACGAUUAUGUUAAGCAGCACCUGGACGACCCCCAUCUAUCGGUUGCCCUCAUCUUCUCCUACCUGUCAGCUCAAUGUCCAAGACUGCAUCCCCAUCUGGCAAACCUACAAUAGCCUAUUUAACGCCUAUGUGGAGUCGGUGACCGUCGAGAUACCGGGAGACACGAACAGCCCGAUUCGACCAGUGAACUGUCCAUCUACCCGGCAAACCGAGCAAGAUCCGUGCACCAACUGCCAUUACCUUCCUGGCACGGCCACACUCUUCUACUGGCCCGUGUCCACCACCAGUGGCGACCUCUGUCUGCAGAACGGAAGCACAAUCACCGCCACGCCAACAGGUGAUGGUCCCAACACGGCAAUCGUCGACAGCUAUACCUUCACUUCGCCCAGCAUCUACGUAUCUUUCACCAGUAUAUACGCUCGGGGUAAUAAUCGCAAGUACCCUGGUGGCUCUGGAGGUGCUCAGUGCUCGGUAGGAGGGAUGGCCUGUGAUAUGAUCCGCAAUGAUUAUCUUCCAUGGAUGGGCAUUCCUGAAGGGGUAAUGACCCAGAUUGAUCCCCGGUGGACCGAGUGCUCUCGGCUGUGGUACAUUCCCCCGGUCAGUUUGGUUUCAUUGGGGGUUGGUGCGAUGGAAUCCCGACCGACAGGCAUGGCUGAGGCGAGCAUCCCGCAGGCUGCCUCAGCAUCGCCCGUGUCGGCUCUUGUGGCACCCACCCCAGAGUCUACUAACGACCAUUGA